Aspergillus homomorphus CBS 101889 is the source of this 840-nucleotide messenger RNA. Its product is annotated as 18S rRNA methyltransferase BUD23. NCBI's taxonomy places the organism in Eukaryota, Fungi, Ascomycota, Eurotiomycetes, Eurotiales, Aspergillaceae. The transcript is spliced from 2 exons. Gene Ontology annotation, biological process: rRNA (guanine-N7)-methylation. The coding region runs from base 1 to 840 and encodes 279 amino acids. Gene Ontology annotation, cellular component: nucleolus. Gene Ontology annotation, molecular function: rRNA (guanine) methyltransferase activity. The record is from RefSeq and is a predicted model, not a curated record.
AUGUCACGUCCCGAAGAUGUUCUGCCUCCGGAUCUAUUUUACGAUGAUAAUGAAUCGCGAAAAUAUACCACGUCGUCACGAAUUCGUAACAUCCAGUCGGACAUGACACAUCGAGCACUGGAGCUUCUUAACCUUGAUGCGCCCUCUCUGAUUUUGGACGUCGGCUGCGGUUCCGGCCUCUCAGGCGAGAUCCUUUCGCAGGUUGGGCCUGAGCAUAGUGGUCCACACACAUGGGUAGGCAUGGAUAUUUCUCCCAGCAUGCUCGACGUGGCACUUCAGCGCGGGGUGGACGGCGACCUCUUUCUCGCAGAUAUUGGACAAGGCGUUCCUUUCCGGCCUGGAACUUUCGACGCAGCCAUCAGUAUCAGUGCUAUUCAGUGGCUCUGUAAUGCGGAAUCGAGCGAUGUCAGUCCUGAGGGCCGAUUGCGUCGCUUUUUUGAAGGUCUUUACGCUAGUCUUCGACGUGGGGGCCGCGCAGUCUGUCAGUUUUACCCGAAAAAUGACGCUCAACGAAGCAUGAUCAGUGGAGCCGCGAUGAAAGCUGGCUUCGGGGCGGGCAUUUUAGAAGAUGAUCCCGGUACGAAAAAUAGCAAGCUUUAUCUCGUUCUCACUGUCGGUGGUGGCGGUCUUCAAGGCGAUAUCACCGGGAUUGUGAACGGCAUGAGCGACGUCGAUGUGCUGGAUGCCAGAAAAAGAGCUAUGGAGAAAGGAAAACCUUCGGUCACGAGGAAAGGGGACAAGGCUUGGAUUAUGCGUAAGAAAGAACAGAUGACGCGGAAGGGCAAGGUGGUCAAAGCAAACUCGAAAUACACCGGCAGGAAGCGGCGCCCUGCAUUUUGA